CAGAUCUCAUCUCGUGUGUCGUCGUCGCCUCGCGCGUGCUCCACCACUGACCGAGCCACCAAACAAAUUCCUCCCCAUUUCAAAUCACCCAAACCGGAGAGAGAUUCCCCGUCCACGCCGUCGCCGAACCCUAGAGCCUCCGGCGAUCUCGCAUGGCCACCCACCCGCGAUCUCUCCACGCCCUCCUCGGCGGCGGCGCAGUCGCCGACGUGCUGCUGUGGCGGCGGAGGAACGCCUCGGCGGCGGCCGUGGUGGGCGCUACGGCGGUAUGGUUCGUCUUCGAGCGCGCGGGCUACAGCCUCCCCUCGGUCCUGUCCAACGCCCUGCUCCUCCUCGUCGCCAUCCUCUUCUUCUGGGCCAAGUCCGCGUCGCUGCUCAACAGGCCUCUUCCACCUCUUCCUAAUCUAGAGGUUUCAGAUGUGGUUGUCGAGAAAGCUGCAGAUCGGGCUCUGAUAUGGAUCAAUAGGGUGCUGGCUGUUGGCCAUGAUAUAGCCAUCAAGAGAGAUAGGAAAGUUUUUAUACAGGUGAUAUUGGUUUUGUGGGUGGUUUCAUAUGUUGGAAUGCUCUUCAACUUCCUUACACUCAUUUACAUUGGGAUGAUGCUUUCUCUGUUGGUUCCACCAUUGUAUGAGAAGUACCAGGAUCAUGUUGAUGAAAAGCUCGGUGUAGCACACAGUGUACUAUCAAGGCAUAUAGAUACCAUCAUGACCAGGGCUGGGCAAUCAGCCAAGCAGAAGAAGAACGAGUAAAAGAAAUGUUUUGCUGUCUUGUGGAACAUCUCCGGUUGUCUAGUGGAGUUGACUGUGGAGGCAUGGAGUUGUGAUCUUCAGUAUGCUGAUCUGAGGCUUUGAUGUGCGCUGUUUUCGAUCUGAGAUAUGAGAUGACUUGUGUAUUUUUCUUUUCAUACAUGAGGUUUACUGUGGGCGCAUAUCUUACUGGCAAUGAUAUUGGGAUAUUGCAACUCGUACAUACAAGAAUGCGGGCUGCUUGCGCAGUUAAUCAUACGAUCUUGCUGUCACUGAUUUCAAUUUUA
Setaria italica (foxtail millet) is the source of this 1033-nucleotide messenger RNA. RefSeq names its product reticulon-like protein B11. The record is from RefSeq and is a predicted model, not a curated record. Bases 153 to 749 code for a protein of 198 amino acids. Lineage: Eukaryota; Viridiplantae; Streptophyta; Magnoliopsida; Poales; Poaceae. The transcript is spliced from 6 exons.